Messenger RNA from Ananas comosus (pineapple), 944 nucleotides. RefSeq names its product universal stress protein PHOS32. The transcript has 4 exons. Lineage: Eukaryota; Viridiplantae; Streptophyta; Magnoliopsida; Poales; Bromeliaceae. The coding region runs from base 183 to 662 and encodes 159 amino acids. The record is from RefSeq and is a predicted model, not a curated record.
UGUAGUCUUCGUCGCGCUCGAACGCGCCAUUGCGGUGCUUCAUUUCCCAACAAGGCAAACCCAUCUCCUUUCUUAGGAAGCAUCCGAGAGAGAGAGAGAGAGAGAGAGAGAGAGAGUGGAGGAGGAGGAGGAAGACGAAGGAGAAGGAAGAAGAAGAGGAGGAGGAGGAGGAGGAGGAGGAGAUGGGAGGAGAUCGUAAGAUCGGGGUGGCGAUGGACUUCUCGAAGAGCAGCAAGAAGGCGCUGGGGUGGGCGAUCGACAACCUCCUCGAUCAUGGCGAUACGAUCGUCCUCAUCCACGUCCUCCAGAACAAGGCCGACGAAGCCAAACACGCCCUCUGGGCCCAAUCCGGAUCCCCUCUGAUCCCGCUUACCGAGUUUCGGCAACCGGAUCUGAUGAAGCACUACGAUCUCGACUCCGACAUGGAGGUGCUCGACAUGCUCGACACCGCUUCGAGGCAAAAGGAGGCGACGAUCGUGACGAAGCUCUACUGGGGAGAUGCGAGGGAGAGGCUGUGCCAAGCGGUGGAGGAUAUGAAGCUGGACUCGCUCGUCUUGGGGAGCAGAGGCCUCGGCCAGAUCCAGAGUCUGUACGCAGGUAAAGUGUUGAACAAGAGUGCAUGUGGAGUGUCGGACACGUUCCGUAAACGGAGCAUGUUGUAGGUUGCAGCUCACGGUGGAUAUGAGAGUUCACGCUACGGAAACACGAUUCAAUCAAACGACGGUGGAGGGAGGAUCACACGCUUCUCCGCACGCGCCAGCGCCGUACGAUCGAUGAUACCCCUCUCUCUCCUUAGCCCUCUCCAACUUUACUAAGGGACUGUUUGGUUGGAUGUAGUUGCAGAAACAGUGUAGUUGGAAAUACAUGCAGUUGCAAAUGCUGCAGUUGUAACUAAACCUAGUCUGUUUGAUUUUACGCAGUUGCAAUUGCUGCAGUUACAUUUC